AUGCCAACGAGAUGCCUGGGGGGCUUGCGGUGCCUCCCGCGCUCGAGCCGGGCAGACCUUCAAGAGCGUGGCAUUCUGCAGGAGUCGCCAUCAAACGAACCGUGGAUGGUCCACGUCCCCGAUGAGGAGGGCUUGCUCGGCGAGCUGAGCGCAGUAACUGUGGCCAAAGCUGCUGCAGCGAUACAAACAGUGGGCUUCGCCGUGCUGCGCGGUGCUUCCGUGCUGCGUUCCAGCGAGCUCUGCGCCGCCCAGGCGGAAGCAGACGAGGCGCUAGAAGAGAUCAAGGCGACGGCUCAAGAUCUCGGACUCGAGCCCCUGGCGCCUUGGGCUACUCCGAAGCCGACGCCCGGAGCCGGAAACUUGUUUCGAUUUCAGGAGGCGUCUUCUUUUUCGAGCGGCCGGCUAGACAUGACCUUGGAGGAUCCCAAGCCAUCUGGACCAUUGGCAGCACGUCAGGACCUCCUCCGUCUGUGUGAGGUCCUUUUCGACACAGAUUGCCAGCUGGCCAGCCGUGGCGCUUUCUGGAACUUCCCGGGAUCUGGGCGUGAGCACUGGCACCGGGAUGGUUCGAUGCCCUUGCUCACUGUGGUUACCGCAGCUCGGCAAUAUCCUUCUGAUGCAGGAUUCAUUCGCUUGCAGCCCUUUACUCAAACGGGCGCCAUCGACGAAGAUUCGGAGUCCGGCAAAGAGCCGAAGGCAGCCGCUGGCGAGUCGGAGCGUGUCGCUGCCACGCUGCGUCCUGGUGAGCUGCUCCUCUUCCUCUACUCUGCGAAGCAUGCGGCGGUUCCCAACUUCUCCGAAUUCGAUCGGUGUCUGCUUUACUCCGUUUACGGCCCGAAAGGUAUCUCAGACGAUCUCAAUGUCAAGGACAGUGCUCCUUCACUGUCGAGCUUCUCAAAGUCAGAAGCUUCGAUGCUUUCCCUGAUGGCGAAGAACUUGAAUUAA
Messenger RNA from Symbiodinium sp. CCMP2456, 945 nucleotides. Lineage: Eukaryota; Dinophyceae; Suessiales; Symbiodiniaceae. The record is from the annotation of a GenBank genome assembly.